AUGAUUACCGAUAUUCCUAUUGAGGUCCUCAACGACAUCUUGAGUCAUAUUCCCCAAUUCGACCCCAAUCAAGGUGACCUCCUGGCUUGUUGUCUCGUAAACAAGUUCUUUCAUUCUAUCGCCACUCCAGCCUUGUACCGUAACCUGUCACUUGUCACCAAUGGCCUAGGCUUUGAGGAACAUGUUGUUCACUCCCUUCUCAGCAAGCGCUAUAAGUCUCAUAGCCAUAUCCGCCAAAUAUCUGUUAAUCGUCACAGAGAAUUUCGCCGAGAAGGGUUCAUAGGUCCAUACUGCAAAGAAAGGACAGCUAUCCACCUCGCUGCAUUCAUCGAGUCACUUCCUGAGGACCAACUCCAAUCCAUAAACUCCCAUGCUUUGCAUAUCCUCGAAUACAUCCCUUCUAUCUACUACUCCAAGAUUAAGAGUGUAGAAUGUGAUCCUAGACCCGGGGAACGGCUCUUGAAAAAGCCAUUUUUCCCAUCCCUCGCAACCCUUACCUAUAGUGCUAUUAACCAUAAUUUUUCAAAUCUCGGCCCCGAGUGGUCGGUCUUGAAACAAUACCGACAGCAACUAAAGUCGCUGUCCCUGAGGUCCUCACAGUACGAGCACCUUAACCACGCCGAUAUCCCUUUCCCGAGCGACCCACACAUUGAGUUUAGGAACUUAGAGCAUCUCCACCUUCAAGAUAUGCAAAGCAUCGAGUUCGGAAGAUUUUCGCUGCUGAGAUCAAUACCGAUCGGGAAUAUAAAGAGAUUGGAAUUGAUUGAUUGUUAUAUUCCUCCAGCACUCCUAGUCCCACUAGCACCGGGCUUCACGAACCUCACAGAUCUAGCCAUUUACCCGAGAUUUAACGGUGUAAAAAAUACAUACACGACCUCAAAUAUCAAUGAUAUACUCCUGAAACUUCCGAGCUCCUUGCAAUCUUUACAAUGGGCAACUUAUUCAACUCUAGUCUCGGAUUACCCCAGCAAGACAGCUAUUCAGCGCCAUUCAGGAAGUCUGAGAAAACUUUGGUUCGAAACCAGCUAUUUCGGUGGAGGUCGGGCAGGAUCAAUGUUGGAGGAUUCCCAUUAUUUGGAUGAAAACGUGUUUAAAAUGCGGGAGGUACCUAUCAAGUCUGAGCUCGGCGAGAUCCUGGAUUUAGAUACUCUAUCCCGAUUUCUAAACCUUGAACACCUCGCCCUUCCGAUUGAAGCCCCACAUUCCCCGAAUUCUUGGAUAAGUUCGUUCCCGAGAUUGCGCUCAUUGUACCUAGUCAAUAGCUGCAAGAUCUACUCUUCAAAGCCGCGUUCUCCCACAGGUUGCUUUCGGCAGGAAUGGAUCAACUGGUUCAUGUCAGCAUAUAACCUUGAGCAAAGUCAAAAGGCUGAUCAGCCAAAUUACCCACUUUCUGCAUAUGAACGCCAUCCAAAGCUCCGACUGAUCGCCUUCCAACGUCCAGCUUAUAACUGGGAAAGUCGCCACGGGGCCGGAGUACCUCAACCAGGCUCUCGCGGGUUUACAGCCCACUUGCGCGAUGCCGAUAAGUCAGGAUACUUUAGCAAAGAAGCUCUUACUUCCAACACCGUCCGCCGUCUAUAUCCCGAAAUUUGGGAGUUCUUCAAAGGGUAUCACAUGGUAGAGAACAAAUACCACGUUUGGCCCAGCGAGAAUACCAACGUGGCGAAAGGAGUAUUCGAGGAUGGGGACGAAUUUGCGGGUUUACCUGAAAGCCAACUACCUCCAUCACACGCAUUACAGGACUACCAAAUGCAACUCAUGUUACUCGAGCAGCAGAAUAAGAAGAGACUUGUGCUGGCUCGGUCUGAGCAAGACAUUCUGAGAGAAUGUCCGAUCGAAGCGCCCAAGCCGGUAGUUGUGACUAUACUGCCAUGGGGAAUGGCGAGGGAACCAGAAUUUGACAAUUUUGAGGGAGGAUAUACGCCCCCAUUUAACCCGCUGCAUAGCGGCAGCGAAGAGAACCCUGAUCCUUCAUCUGCGCCACCGAAGUCCUUACAAGAAUACCAAAAUGACUUUCUAUCUUUUGACGAACAAUCAAGGAAGCGACAAGAGUAUGUGAACGCUCAGAUGGAGAAACUAGCGGUGUAA
Messenger RNA from Orbilia oligospora ATCC 24927, 2088 nucleotides. RefSeq lists its product as uncharacterized. The transcript is spliced from 4 exons. The record is from RefSeq and is a predicted model, not a curated record. Lineage: Eukaryota; Fungi; Ascomycota; Orbiliomycetes; Orbiliales; Orbiliaceae. Gene Ontology annotation, molecular function: protein binding. The coding region runs from base 1 to 2088 and encodes 695 amino acids.